Messenger RNA from Cucumis sativus (cucumber), 1824 nucleotides. RefSeq names its product dof zinc finger protein DOF5.6. Bases 550 to 1551 code for a protein of 333 amino acids. The transcript has 2 exons. Gene Ontology annotation, molecular function: DNA binding; DNA-binding transcription factor activity. The record is from RefSeq and is a predicted model, not a curated record. Gene Ontology annotation, biological process: regulation of DNA-templated transcription. Lineage: Eukaryota; Viridiplantae; Streptophyta; Magnoliopsida; Cucurbitales; Cucurbitaceae.
CUCUACUCUCUACUCUCUACUCUCUACUACUACUACUUACUUCCCCCUCUCCCCUUACUUACAUAUUACCAUUAUCUUAAAACCCCUCAUCGAAUCACUACCCUCCAUUCUGCCACCUUGGAUUUGUUUUUAGUCUUCUUUGUGGGGUACCCUUUAAAGCUUUUAGGACCCCACUAAAAUGUUUCUUUGCCACCGACGAUUGUUUAAGCUAAAUUAUAAACAUCAAGCAAACAAACAGCUACAACUACAACAACAACAACCACCCCUCUCUUCAAAUAUAGCCUUUUCCCUUCUUCCUUCUUAUUCACUUCCCAUUUCUCUCAAACCCCCAUUCUUCAAAAUCCUCUCUUUCUCUUUCUCUUUCUCUUUCCCUCUUAUCUCUUACCUAUUUUGUUUUGUGAAGUUGCCUCUUCUCUUAUAAGUAGAGCAACUCAAAGAAGAGAAUUAAUGGAGUAACUGUGAAAGUGAAGUUGUUGUUCUCUAUUAUAUCUAUCCAUCUUUUGUGAUCUCUCUCAUUUUUCUUUUCUUUCUCUUUCUCAUUUCAUCAUUAUGGGUCUUACUUCUCUUCAAGUUUGCAUGGACUCUUCUGAUUGGCUUCAGGGUACAAUGAACGAGGAGUCGGGGAUGGAUUCUUCGUCGUUAUCGGGAGAUAUGCUAUCGUGUUCAAGGCCAUUAACAGAGAGGAGAUUAAGGCCACAGCAUGAUCAAGCUUUGAAAUGCCCAAGAUGUGAUUCAACUCAUACCAAAUUUUGCUAUUACAACAAUUACAGUCUCUCUCAACCUCGUUACUUUUGCAAGACUUGUAGAAGGUAUUGGACUAAAGGUGGAACUUUAAGAAACAUUCCUGUUGGUGGUGGUUGUAGAAAGAACAAAAAAGUUUCCACUACAAAAAAAUCCAAUGAUUCACAACAACAACAACAACAACCACAAAUUCAACAACCCAUUUCUCAAAAUCAUCAUCUUCUUCAUGGCCCUUCUUCAUCUUCAUCUUCUUCACUUCAUCACAUUCAUAACCCCACUGAUCUUCAUCUCUCAUUUCCAGAUCAAAUUCAAUUCCCACAUUUCAAUCCUCUCACUCCAAAUUUCACCAUUGGAAUGCUUGAAACUCACCAUCAUCAUCAUCAACAAACUCGACCCAUUGAUUUCAUGGACACAAAAAUGGAAGCCAUUGUUGGGAAUAAUGGUCAUCAUUACACUACAAACACUGAUCAUUUAGCCAUGGUUGGUGGGUUAACUAGUGAUCAUCACAUUACUGCUGCUGCUGCUGCUGCUGCUGCAACAAAUUUCCAUGGAAUUUGCUCUCCUUAUGGACUUUCACUUGAUGGGAAUAAUAUCAAUCAAAUGAUGAUUCCUUAUGAUCAACAUCAACAAAAUGAAGAUCCAAAUGGAAUGGAUGUCAAACCAAAUACAAAGCUUUUGGCUUUGGAAUGGCAAGAUCAAGGAGGAUGUUCAGAAAAAGUUGAAUCUUAUGGAUAUAUAAAUGGAAUUGGGUCUUCAUGGAAUGGGAUGAUGAAUGGAUAUGGACCAUCAACAACCAACCCAUUGGUGUAAAAUUGAUAGGCAAAAAAUGGCACUCAAAAGUAUAAAAUGAUAUCAAUGUGGUCUAUCAUAAUUUUUAGUGCCUUUUAUCAGUUUUUUUUUUUCUUCUUCUUUACUUAAAAGAAUGUGUCUGAUUUUUGUUUAAUUUGAAAUCUCUCUAAUUUGGAAGUGUGUCUUUGGGAUUGUGUCUACAAAUCCAAAGCUCUCUAUUAGGAUUUUGUUGUAUUCUAGGGAGUGCUUUUGUAGUAUAAAAAAAAAAGGACUUUGUUUUCUUUUUUUCCUCUA